Molecule: messenger RNA, 639 nt
Organism: Rasamsonia emersonii CBS 393.64
Lineage: Eukaryota; Fungi; Ascomycota; Eurotiomycetes; Eurotiales; Trichocomaceae
Exons: 2
Coding region: 1-639 (212 amino acids)
Source: RefSeq, a predicted model, not a curated record
AUGCGUCCUGGUCCGAGUCUGACCUCCACGAUCGAGAUGCCCUGCGCGGCUUCUUGUGCGGAUACGAACAAGGUCCACCCCGUCGAGUGGUUCCCUUAUUAUCAGAACUGCGUGCGGUAUUUUCUCGAUGUCGCCCAGCACACGCCGUCCGCACAGUCCCUGGCGGCAUAUCUGAACAUCUCUUUGCCCUGCCAACGAGCCUACGAUCCCGUCUUACGGUACUCCGAGGCCAGCGCCAGCCUCGAGUCUGACUACCGAUCGGCGUCUAGUGUCCGUUCGGGGACGGUGUCCAUAAUCCCGUAUAUUCGCCGGCUGGUCGUCACCGCCAUGGAUACGCCGAAUGUCUUGCAGGGCCUGUUCGGGGACGAUUGGAAGCUCGGGAUUGGCCAUCUGCACUCGCAGGAGCGCAUCAACUAUCUGUUCGCGGCCAAGAGCGGGGGCUGGCUGUCGACGAAGAGCCAGUACGACAUCCUCCCGGACGAGACGGUGCCUUUCCUGCGACCGCUUCGAGAUCCGCAGGAAGAGGAAAUCCGCGCUGCUGAAGCGCGCUGGAGCGAUUGGCUGGCGAUGGAAGAUUGGAUGAUUAGAUUAACCUUUGUCACUGCUUUUGACACUUUGACAGGUGGGCUGCCCGGCUGA